Molecule: messenger RNA, 951 nt
Organism: Bursaphelenchus okinawaensis
Lineage: Eukaryota; Metazoa; Nematoda; Chromadorea; Rhabditida; Aphelenchoididae
Source: the annotation of a GenBank genome assembly
AUGUCCCAAAAUUUAGGUAGAAAACUGAAGGCAAGCUUUUUAAACUUAGUUUUUAAUUAUUAAUAAAUUUAUAGAAAUUUUCUUAUAUUAUAGGUAUUAUGUUUGCAUGGACAUCACCAAAAUGCCGCAAGGUUUAGGGAGAAAACAGGCGGCUUCAGAAAAGCUUUACAAUCACAUGCAGAAUUCAGUAAGUUAUUUUUGUAACGUUGUUGUUUAGGCUUGGCAAGUGAUUGGGUUGAUUUUACAUCAAAACUAUGUAUUUUUAGCUUUCGUUGACUCUCCAAUACAAGAAGGAUUAGAGCCUCCUGACGGGUCUUCAGAGGAAACACAAACAUGGUUCACAACUAGUCCAGGAAAAACAUACUGGAGAGCCGAGAUCACGGGUAUCUACGAUGGUUCUUUCGAGAAAAGUGUUAGCUUUCUAGAUUCGUAUAUAAAGGAGAACGUAAGUUUUGUUUAUCAUAGGUAAUAUUUUUAACAAAAUGAAUAUAAGGCGGAAGUGUUAUACACCAAAAAGAAAUAUUAUGUUUUUACUGUCCAAGGUUUUCAAACGCAGCGAAUGUGGUGGCUCUUUAAAAAACAUUAUUUUAGGGUCCUUUUGAUGGUUUACUGACUUUUUCUCAAGGAGCUGCUUUUGCUCACGCCAUUUUGAGCCAGAAAAAGUGGGACUUCAAGUUCAUCGUAUAUUGUUGUGGCUUCAUUGCUUACAACGCUUCGACAAGCAUUAACAAAGAUACGAUCACAGGAUUGAGAACAUUUCAUUGCAUAAACAAAGAUGACAAAGUGAUACCUAAUGAUUUAAGUGAGGAAUUGGCAACAGUGUUUGAUUCUCCGAAGUCUGUAGUCAAACAUUACGAAUGUGGACAUUGCAUACCUCCUAUCAAGCUGUGCAAAGCUGACUUUGUUGAGUUCUUUACUGAGAUACGAAAGGAAAUACAACAAAGAGAGUAG